AUGGCGGGCGUGGCGGCCAGGCUGGCCCGGGACCGGGAGGCGGCCGCGGGGCUGGGCUCGCACGAGCGGGCCGUCAAGUUCCUGAACCAGGACUACGAGGCGCUGCGGGCCGAGUGCCUGGAGGCCGGGCAGCUGUUCCAGGACCCGUCCUUCCCCGCCUGCCCCGGCGCGCUGGGCUUCCAGGAGCUGGGCCCGCGCUCCGCCAAGACGCAGGGCAUCGUGUGGAAGCGGCCCCCGGAGAUCUGCGAUGACCCCCAGUUUAUUGUCGGCGGAGCCACGCGCACAGACAUCUGCCAAGGAGCCCUGGGUGACUGCUGGCUGCUGGCAGCCAUCGCCUCCCUCACCUUGAACGAGGAAGUCCUGGCUCGGGUCGUCCCCUUAGACCAGAGCUUCCAGGAGAACUACGCCGGGAUCUUCCACUUCCAGUUCUGGCAGUACGGCGAGUGGGUGGACGUGGUGGUGGACGACAGGCUGCCCACCAAGAACGGGGAGCUGCUGUUCGUGCACUCGGCGGAGGGCAGCGAGUUCUGGAGCGCGCUGCUGGAGAAGGCCUACGCCAAGAUCAAUGGCUGCUACGAGGCGCUGUCGGGGGGCGCCACCACCGAGGGCUUUGAGGACUUCACGGGGGGCAUCGCCGAGUGGUACGAGCUGAGGAAGGCCCCGGCCGACCUGUUCCGCAUCAUCCAGAAGGCCCUGCAAAAGGGCUCCCUGCUGGGCUGCUCCAUCGACAUCACCAGCAUGGCGGACUCGGAGGCCGUCACGUACCAGAAGCUGGUGAAGGGGCACGCGUACUCGGUCACCGGCGCCGAGGAGGUGGAGAGCCGGGGCAGCCUGGAGAAGCUCGUCCGCAUCCGGAACCCCUGGGGAGAGGUGGAGUGGACCGGGAAGUGGAGCGACAACUGCCCGAACUGGAACACUGUGGACCCCGAGGUGAGGGAGCGGCUGACCAGGCGGCAGGAGGACGGAGAGUUCUGGAUGUCCUUCGGCGACUUCCUGCGGCAGUACUCCCGCCUGGAGAUCUGCAACCUCACUCCCGACACGCUCACGGCCGACAGCUACAAGAAGUGGAAGCUCACCAAGAUGGACGGCAACUGGCGGCGGGGCUCCACCGCGGGGGGCUGCCGGAACUACCCCAACACCUUCUGGAUGAACCCGCAGUACCUCAUCAAGCUGGAGGAGGAGGACGAGGACCAGGAGGACGGGGAGCGCGGCUGCACCUUCCUGGUGGGGCUCAUCCAGAAACACCGGCGGCAGCGGCGCAAGAUGGGCGAGGACAUGCACACCAUCGGCUUUGGCAUCUACGAGGUUCCGGAGGAGCUGCACGGACAGACCAGCAUCCACCUGAGCAAGAAGUUCUUUCUGACGACGCGGGCCCGGGAGCGCUCGGACACCUACAUCAACCUGCGGGAGGUGCUCAACCGCUUCAGGCUGCCGCCCGGCGAGUACGUGGUGGUGCCCUCCACCUUCGAGCCCAACAAGGACGGCGACUUCUGCCUGCGGGUCUUCUCCGAGAAGAAGGCCGACUACCAGGUUGUCGACGACGAGAUCGAGGGUGAUUUUGAAGAGCUCGAUGUCAGUGAGGACGACAUUGACGACGGAUUCCGGAGGCUGUUCGCCCAACUGGCUGGGGAGGAUGCGGAGAUCUCUGCCUUCGAGCUGCAGACCAUCCUGAGGCGGGUUCUCGCCAAGCGCCAAGAUAUCAAGUCCGAUGGCUUCAGCAUCGAGACCUGCAAGAUCAUGGUUGACAUGCUGGAUUCCGACGGCAGCGGCAAGCUGGGCCUGAAGGAGUUCUACGUGCUCUGGACGAAGAUCCAGAAGUACCAAAAAAUCUACCGGGAGAUUGACGUGGACAGGUCCGGCACCAUGAACUCCUACGAGAUGCGGAAAGCCUUAGAAGCAGCAGGUUUCAAGCUGCCCUGCCAGCUCCACCAGGUCAUCGUGGCUCGCUUCGCCGACGACGACCUCAUCAUCGACUUUGAUAACUUCGUCCGCUGUCUGAUCCGCCUGGAAACGCUCUUCAGAAUAUUUAAGCAGCUGGACCCCGAGAACACGGGAACCAUACAGCUGGACCUUAUCUCUUGGCUCUGCUUCUCAGUACUUUGA
Messenger RNA from Pipistrellus nathusii (Nathusius's pipistrelle), 2103 nucleotides. The record is from the annotation of a GenBank genome assembly. NCBI's taxonomy places the organism in Eukaryota, Metazoa, Chordata, Mammalia, Chiroptera, Vespertilionidae.